Bursaphelenchus okinawaensis is the source of this 1184-nucleotide messenger RNA. The record is from the annotation of a GenBank genome assembly. Lineage: Eukaryota; Metazoa; Nematoda; Chromadorea; Rhabditida; Aphelenchoididae.
AUGGAGAAAGGCACUGUAGCCUACAAAGUCGAAAAGAAGGUAAGAAUUAUCCAUUUUCCAAAUAUAUAUAAAUUUUACGUAAAAUGUAAAAAAUAAUGUAAAAAACAGAUUUUCUUAUACAUAUAAUUAAGAUCACAUCAUUAUUACAAAUUAAUUUUCAGCACAAGGCCAAACACAACCGCUAAACCAACGAGCACCUAGACCGAAAACUCAACUAAAAAAAUAAAAGAUUGACUUGUUCCUUAAGUUAAUAAACGUUUAUCCUAUCGAAUUUGAUAUCAGUUGCCGAAAGAAAUAGUUUUUGAUGCCUUUUUUUACAAUAUAGUAAAACAAGUUUCAAUAUUGAACAAAAAACCGAAUUUUUUUUGAGUUUUGAGUUCAAGAUGCCGUUAAAAAAUAUAAAUUUCUUAAGUAUUCGUAGAACAAUUCAAUUUAACUAACAUAUUAUUAUUCCCAUCUUCAUACAAAACCAUCAUUCGAUUUAGCCACGCAUUUGUCUAGGUAAAGCCAUUUUCCUCACACAACAUUCCUCAUAUUAACCCACGUUACAAAACAAACAAGCAACAACGAGUACAAAGUUCUCAUCCUGAAUUUUAAAAAUUUUGUUAAAAACUUUCAAGAAAAUACUCAAAAUUUAACAAAUUUAGAUAUACAAGAAUUCGAUCAACAUUUUUGUGCCACUCGCAAACAUGAUGGACAUAAAUAUGACUUCAAUAUUGAAGCAAAAUGGCAUUACGCUUCGAAAAGUAAGUUUUUUUAGCAAAUCAGUUCAAAAGCUUUUCGCUAAAAUAACAAAAGUUGGUUUUAUGUCAAAGUACGGUAACAUACAUCUUCAUUUCAACGCGUAUCUAAAAUCCUUUAAAACUUUUUGUUCUUUUUCUAACGCCACAAAUUUUCAGGUGCCUACCAAACAAACUGCUCGGCCGCGCUACAAUUUACGAUUCGGCUUACAAUAUCGGGAAGCCUGUCAAGAAUCCAGACGAACCCUCUCCGAGACAAAGCAACCGUCGCUGAAAGACAGGAAGAAAUUGGCGCUUCUGAGUCACCUCAGAUCCUCCGAGUACGAAGACAACAAACCAUGCCUUCCUCCGUACCGUUUUUACGCAGCGCUAGGUUUUGUGAAGUUCAAUCCUCUCAGUGCGGACGAGUUUCAUACUUUUUAUGAACUUAAAGCGGAACAGUAA